This is a messenger RNA of Neolamprologus brichardi, 6717 nucleotides long. It is a transcript of the gene tspan9a, whose product is annotated as tetraspanin 9a. Lineage: Eukaryota; Metazoa; Chordata; Actinopteri; Cichliformes; Cichlidae. The record is from RefSeq and is a predicted model, not a curated record. Gene Ontology annotation, cellular component: plasma membrane.
GAGUGCUCUUGUUGGGAGAUAGGGAAUGCCCGUUAGUUGCGUCUGCCGAUAAUAGCACAUCAGCCAGUGCACUCCUAUUGGGAGAGCAGAGCACAGGCAGAGCAGAGGGGCUGAGCUGCUGAGCAAAGAAUGGUACACUAGAGUAGACGGGCACACUCGGAAAGAGAAAGAGCGAUACUGGCACAAUCAGAAAGAAACAGAGAGUGAGAUAGACCCAGGGAAGAGCAUCAGCACACAUAGACAAGAGGACUGAACAGGCACGGGGCAGUGGAAAGAGGAGAGGAGGGACAGGGGGAGUCAAAGUUACCAGGUCAGCAAGAGAACGUGGAAGUGGAGCAGCUGAGACUCUCGGGGGUUUCACUCCCACCGCAGCAGCCGGGCGCAGCAUUAAGACGCGCAGGAGGAGAGUGAUAUUACAGGAGAGGAUAGAACAAGUGCUUUAACUUCUUCACAGAAAGACAGUCCUGUCAUAAGGCGAGGGUAAUGCUCCUCACGGGAACCUUCUGCACUUCUACUUUAGGAUUAUCACAGCAAGAGAGCUUCACCAAGCAGAGGACACUUAAACCUGCCAGAGGUGCCUGAGCAGUUCAGCUCUACACAGGAGACCUUUUCAUCCAUCCGGGGUUUCAGGUGGAUGUAGUGUUGCUGUGUGGAUUUUAUCCUUUAUUGCUUCAGAAGGUGAAGCAGUGAAGAUUUGGAGGGCAAGUUGUUCUGUCCUGUCAUCUCUGAGACUAUGGUAGACUGUGUGUCAGAGAGCCCCUCAUCAGCAGCUGCAGCCCUAGAGUAUGGAGAAGUCCAGCAGUGAGGAGUCAGCCAUUCACCGUAGCCCUUCCGUAGACAGCCGCGAAUCCGAUUUUGCUCAAGCCUCCACGUCUGGCCGCCCUUUCGGUGGCCGCGGCUUCACUGCCGGCGCUUUCUACGGCUCCACGGGGCCACGCAAAAACACGCAGCAGGGGCAGACCGGAGCUGCGGCUGACGCCAGCGCGGGAGACAAGACUAACAACAAGUACAGCUCACCCAAAGGCAGCAAAUACAUAGUCUUUUACCUGGAUCUAUCCUUUGUGUUCCUUUUAGAAUUUAAGAAGUGCAACAUGGCAAGAGGCUGCCUCUGCUGCUUGAAGUAUAUGAUGUUCAUCUUCAAUCUCAUCUUCUGGUUAUGUGGCUGCGGGCUGCUCGGUGUGGGCAUCUGGCUCUCGGUGUCUCAGGGCAGCUUCGCCACCUUCUCACCCUCAUUCCCUUCACUGUCAGCUGCCAAUAUGGUCAUUGCCAUCGGCGCCAUCGUCAUGGUAACAGGCUUUCUCGGUUGCCUGGGUGCCAUCAAGGAGAACAAGUGCCUGCUUCUGAGCUUCUUCAUUGUCCUGCUGAUAAUUCUCCUGGCGGAGGUGAUUUUGCUCAUCCUGUUCUUUGUGUACACAGAUAAGGUGCGUGAGAAUGCCAAACAGGAUCUCAAGGAUGGGCUGGCUCUGUACAACUCAGAAAACAACAUAGGCCUGCGAAAUGCCUGGAACAUCAUCCAGGCAGAGUGGAAAUGCUGUGGAGUGAUAGGAUACACCGACUGGCACGAGGCCCUGAAGGACAAAGUAGUUCCUGAUCGCUGCUGCCAGGAGCAUUACCAGAACUGUGGGCGGAACUCCACCAACAUGUUCUGGAACAGGGGCUGCUUUGAGAAAGUGGAGGAAUGGCUGGAUGACAAUAAGUAUCUGCUGGGAACCAUAGGCAUGGUCAUCUUGGUAGUGGAGCUCCUGGGCAUGGCGUUCUCCAUGACAUUGUUCCACCACAUUCACAGAACGGGAAAGAAGUAUGACGCUUAGCCUUGGGACAAAGCACCGAAUGGAGAGGAGCCCCAGUGCUCGAUGGGAUAAAGACUCUGAUUCAAACAUACAUCCAUGCUUUCCCUCUUUAGAGCAUCCUUUUCCCCCUUCUCAGAUCGUCUGUACAGAUUCCAGCUGCUCUGUCCUGCUGUCUCCUCUCACCAUUCAUUUUGCCAAAGAGUAACACAACUGGAAGAGAAGAGGCACCUACUUUUGGCAAGGAAGAGAAUCCCAUAUGUUGUCCCUUCUCUUGAGUACACUUGUUUUUUGGCUUUUUCUGUUCUUCUUUGGCUUGAACUAACCAAUUGCUGGAGGGAAGGACAGACUUUGAGACAAUGAAGACUUUACAAAUGCCCAAACAGCCCCCACAGGGCGAAAAAACCCACGAAACUGACAAAACCCUCUACGUCAUGUGGAGGUUUUUUUUUCUUCAUGCUUAUUAAAUUCUAGCCCUGUUUUUUUUCCCCUUGUAAAUGAAAAAGAUCCAACAUGGCAUGCUAGUUUUCUACUUCACUGAUUUAUCAAUGAAAUGACCGUUGUUAUUAUUUUUAUUUUAAACGUAUUGUUUUCUUGUUGGAUUUGCUUUUGUAAGUAUAUCAUCCUGUGGAAUGUAAGUGUCGAACAGAUCGGUGCAAUGUGUGUGUGGGUAUGUGUGUGGGAUUGGUUUUGAGGUAACAUUGCUGCAGACGGGCAAAGGCAUGUGAGGAUGCAGAGGUUUAGGUGAAACGAGCUUCACGGAGGAGCAAUCGCGUAAGCACGAGGAGUCAUCGGUUGAUUCAUUUUACGCCAAACAUUUGUCUGCGAACAAACUCGCACACAUGCAUUUUGUGCUGCCGCGCAGCAGCAUCCUCGUUCCCUGUUAGACAAUAUAAAUGAUGUAAAAUGCCUGUUUAUUAGGGCUCCAGCAGCACUGUCAGCUGUAGAGAUCUAGGUGAUAAAGUCCCCCCUUUGAGAAAGCAGACUGGGUUGUGUACGCGCGUGCAUUUUAUCACACAGUUCAAGCUGCAGAGGAGAAAAAAACCCACUGAGAAACACUUAGAAUCAAGGGCAGGAUGGAGCAAAAACUGAGCAGACACGCUGUCUCGUUUCGGCUAUCAAUAGCAUUAACAGAGCCUUUCUAUACUGAAGAUCUCAUCCAUUCACGCCGCCCUCCUCGUGCUUUCUCUCGGCGGCUUGCAACUCAACCCUGCCUCUAUCUUUUCUUUUUCACUUUAAUUUUCUUUCUUCGUGUCAGGCAGCGAUGAGUUUCAUGCUCCAUCCAGUGCUUCUGCUGACAUUCCUGCUCAUCGCACGUUUACACCUCCGGUUUGCACCCCCCUUCAAUUUUACGUAGGCUUCAUUUUCUCGCAGCAACCAGAGGUGGGGCGAGAUGGGAGUGCGAGAGUGUUGCCAGAUCAAAGCUCAGACUGAUAUGUAUGGCAACAUGCCCUGUAGGACACAUCAGUUUAUGUCUGUUUACAGCUACAUUCACUGCAGGAGGCCAGAGUGCCAACCUUCCUCCCGGAGACUGAAAAUAUUCCAUCUGCCGUGGCGUCUUCAAAAAAUGCCCUCUGGUGUGUCUGCUCUCGGCUUCAAAAUCUCCAAAGAAACGGUGGAGUAAAGACCUCGCUUACUGUCAAAGGAUCACUGUGGCUUUUGGAAUCAUAAGGUUGUAUUCAGUUGUGACACAGUGCUUUCCAAAGCAAGUGCAAUUAGAGAUGUGGGAAGAUUUUAAUCAAGAACAAAGAAACAGCGGUAAAUAAGCCGGCCGAUAAUUACAAAACAUUUGUAACAGAAUGUUAGCAGAUUGUUUUUGCACAAAGGUUUUUACUACAGAGGGAAGAUUUUAAAGAAAUUGUCUAUUUAAGCUGAUAUUUUACCACAGUUGCGUCUUUACCAUCUUUAUUUUGAAUUUCUGUUACUGAAGUUUUGACCUGUAUUGUCAUGUUUGCCCUGUUUCUCUUCAUCUCAUCCAUUCAAGUCGAUCCAGUUUGUAGAUUCCUGCAAGUUUGUUGGACUUCAAUUCAGCAGCAACUCUUUCAGAACACAGUAAAAGCUCGUAUAACCUUGGAAUUGUGGAAUCUUUAUGAUGCAGAGUACUGUACAUGCACGAGUUUAGGAUUGUGUUUUACCAGAGGCACCUAGUUAAGUCAAGUCUCCCAUUUAUAGCCUACAUCGCCUGCUCAUGUGUAACCAGGAGAGCUGAGCUUGGCUACCAGGGAAGCUGCCAAUUAAACCUUUACAAAUGGUUGCGUUCUAAAUUGUUUCCUACAUUAUAGCUGCAAUUAAAUUGAUUGCUUUGAAUGAUGCAUCAAUGAAGUGCUGUUCAUUCCUGCUACCUGAACUAACAAAGAAAAUAAGCCACUCAUUUACUCACGUGCCCCCUUGAUGUGAGAUGCUUCAGUUGACUAAUGCUCCUGAAGUCAUUGUUGGCAAAAAUUAGUCUGAUGAUUUCUUCAUUUAAAGGAUAGUUUUAGGAAGAGAAAGGCAACAGGAAGCAACAAAUUUGUGCUGUUUUGUGCAGUGACCCUGCUGGCUGUGAUACACUGUCUGCCCCCAUAUGCUCCAACUCUUCCUGUUGUGUCCAUGGGGGAAACAUGACAGCUGCUGAUGUACAGCGCAGGCACGAGCGAUCACGUUUCCUCUGCUCGGCUGCCUCCACAAACUCAACACAUCCCUUACUCACUGCCUCGCUCUGCAGACACCUGGCGCUAUACGGUAACUGGCGAUGUGGUUUGGACACCUUAAAGCACUCGUAAGGUACCCGAGACGGGUCAGCGGAGGAAUAGCUCAAACCAAUUUGGCAAAUGAGGCUGUGCUGUAUCCUUACUGCAACAAAAGAAGGUUCAAAGGAAACCCAAGAUAGCCACACAUAUGCAGAAUAGUGGGAAUAAAGCAAAUCCGUUGGGAGGUCAGAGCCUCAGCCUGCAGACGCUGUUUGCUCUCAGCUGAUCUGACCGGGGCGACAUUUUCUUCUCUGUGUAAAAUCCUUACCCCGUUUUCCAUGAUUACAUGAUUAUGUCAGAGUAAAUGUUACAUUGUGUUUGUAAUAUGCUGGGUUGAAUGCCAUUUUAACAAGGGGGGCUGUUUAAUUAUGUUUUGUACACUUUUCUGCUGUUUAAAUGUUUGUUUUUAUACAAUAUGCUGUUGAUUUUCUUGUUGUAGGUUCUGUUUUUAUUGGCUUUCCCCCCGUUUGUAGUUCACUUUGAGUACAUGACAUCAUUAAGCAUUUUUCCCUAGAGGAUUAGUCUUUGCAGUGUUCCUCUACAACAUGCAAAAAUGCCUUUUCUGUGUUUCAGCGAUGCAGGCGGUUAGAGCAAUUAACGUAGAACAAAUAGAAGGAAAAUCUGGCAAAGCCCACAAAAGACAUACUGCGCUUUUGUCGUUGUGCUUCUUUGUAUUAGGAUCAAAUUAAAUUGAAUUAGGACGCGCAGGUAUAAUCUGCAGUAUCUCUGCAAACUGCCAGUGCAGGACCCGUUCUGUACUCUUAGAGCAUGAACUGUUAGACGACCGUACAACAGAGUUCAUCUCGCUCCAGUGUAUCAGCUCGCCGUGUAAAUAUGCCCAUUUUACAAGUGAUGUAACUUACUGUUAUACCUCUGCCACUUCGCCUAACAUUCACAUCAACAGGCUGCUUUUCUGACAGCCCGUCAGCCCUUUUUAUGCUCAUUUACCUACACUCGUACUGUACGUUAUCCACUUUUUUAUGUCUGCCAGAUUUCCUGCCUCUGUUUUCGCUUCGAGCACGAGAGCGGUGUAAAUGUUCAGUAAAUUUGUGUUUCUGUCAGUACAGUCCUCAUAUGUUUUUGACUGCAUUUUCAUCUUUUAGUAAAACAUGAUUUCUUUUUUUUUUUAAUUGAUUUUUUUUUUUUGAAGGAGUAUAAAAUAUUCCGUCUCAUCCAAGGAAGCACUCCCAGUAAGCCACGGAAAUGGUGAAGGAAGGAUGCACAUGCAGUAAUUGGGUUUCGUCUGCUGUGAAAAAUUCUGAACAUAAAAACUGUUUUUUGUUGUUGUUCCUUUCCUUUUGUGCGUGCGUGUGUGUGUGUGUGUGUGUGUGAGAAUCAUUUUUUGCCACCUUCGACAUAUUAUUUCUGUAAUCUGCUCCUAAUCCUUCCCCUGUGCUGAAGCUGAAUAUGUGAGCAGUGGAAAUGUAUGCUCUAGAAAUGGUGUGUUUGAUGUUGUGUUCUGCUGGGUGGCACUAUCUGAUACCUGCCAGCCUUGUCCUGUGGAGUUUUCUGCUACACGUGAAAGCACUCUGAAUAUCUAUACUAGCUGGUGCACUACUCGCUAAAUCAACUAUUUUUUAAAUAAAGGAAAGAGUGUCAGAAAAAGCUCUCGAUACAGUACGCUUAUUGCCUUUCUUGUCUAAUGACUUGAUGCUUCGGAUUCCCUUUUUAUGUUGCCGUCAAUUAGAUUUGAUUCAGAAUUUGUUUGUGGGGUUUGGGGUGCAGUUGAAGACUCGGCGGCAUCAGCAGAUCCCGUGAUACAUGAUGCAUUCUGUGUAUACAAUCCCUGUCUGAAAAUGGGCUCUUUUAAAAAAGAAAAAGCAUAACAAAACCUGUGGGACUGAUGUCCUAAAGAUGCUGAGAUGAGCUAAUGGUGGUGAGCCAGUCAAGAAGAGGUUUUUUUCUAAAGAACAAAGUGAAGAUGAUGAAAGUGGGAACCAUUGCCAAUUUGUCUCACGCUUCAACAGCGCGGAGUGAAAAGCUCAGUAUUUGUGUGCAGCUUGAUCCCCUCCUUUUAACCUAAUUGUUAUCGGGCCUGUGUGCGAUAGUGAGUGGAGUUUAUUGUGCCAUUCCACCCAGGCUUUUUUGUUUUUCCAUCACUGUUCCUUCUAUGCAAAAAAAAUAAUAAUUAUGACCUAUUUUAGCCUUUGUACAGAUUAUUUUGUAUGAAUAACGUACUGAAAUAAAGUGAAAAGAAUCAA